CAAUUUAUAUUCAAAAUGGUAAAUUUAUCUCAGAAUUCCAUGCAGAUUUUGGAUGAGAGGAUGAGAAGAUCAUGGAAACUCAUGGACAUGAAACGCAGAACUGAAACAAACGUUCCACAGCCUGUAGGGUAGAACAGUUUUGUGUAUUACAAACAAAUAAAUAGAUAAACAAAAUAAAUCCCACACAUUCACAUGUACAGUAUGAAAGCUUUAUAAUUGUUUUCAAAGAUAGCUUAAUAUUUAUAGUUAUCUUCCAACCUUAAAUGUUGUUGUUUUUUCACUCAUUUGUGUUCACUCAGAUCAUUAAACUAAAGCCAGACACGCAGCUCAGUGUGUUAUCUAUUCUCAACACACGUACAACACCCUGAGCCUGACACACACACACACACACACACACAGCCAGAGAAACCAUGUCCAUCACAAAUACGUAGCAGUGUUAUGAGGAAUCUACUUGAUUUGUUGCCAAUUUUGGCUCUGGCAAGUUCAAUCAUUGAGAUAAGUGGAUCGGUGUCUGUUCAGCCAGUCCUGACUGGUCCCCAAAUGGCCUAUCUGGGCUCGAGGGUGGCUUUCCGGUGCAUCGCAGCUGACUCUCCUCCACCGGUCACCUAUGAGCUGAUGCAGGAUGGUGCGUUCCUCCUCGCCACUGGCACUGAUCUCCAAGGAGAGCAACCUGCGUCAUUCUUUCUCAAGGUCACUACAACCUCAGCGGGGUCGUACCACUGCAGGGCGUCGACUGGAGGAAGCACAGGUGUCAGCAACAUUAUCAACCUGAGCGUAGUCACUCCAGCAUCAAACACCAGAGUGACCUCUGAACCCUUCCCCCCAGUCGCAUAUGAGGGGUCGCGCCUCAUCCUCAAAUGCACCGUCACACAGGGCUCCCACCUGUCCUAUACGUGGUUUUUCAACAGGAAGGAAGUGACGUCUUCGAAUUCUCCGUUGUUCCUCCUCACCGGGAACACACUGGUGGUGGAGAAGCUGACUCCAGAGCAUGCUGGCUUCUACUCUUGCAUAGCUUGGUCCAUGGUCCAGGACAUCAGGAGGUUUUCAGCCAGCACCGGGGUCCAGGUGACAGUCAAAGUUUACGUGUCAAAGCCGAAGAUCUCUUUCUCCUUCUCCAAAGAGGGAGACAGUUACCACGGCAACGUCACCUGCUGGUCAACAAGGGGGAGUCAUCCAGUCAACCUCUCUCUUUCCGUAGAUGAUAAAGAAGUGGGAUCAGUCACGACAACAGAAUCUCUUGCUGCCUGGUUCUCCGUUGCCAUGGUGCCUGGGCUGGAUAUGGGUGUGGCACGAUGCCGAGUUAAAACCGAAAUGCAGGAGUUGAUGAGUGAGCCCGUGACUCUGGAAGUGGUCCCAGUCGGCGGUGACGUGAACGUGGAGGUGGAAUAUCUCUACACAGCCGACUCCACACUGGCCGCAGCCAGACUGAGGUGUCUGUUCGGCAGAGGGACUUUCCCUCACAUCUCCUGGCUCUUGAAUGACUCUGUCCUUCCUUCCGUUGAGACACAUGUGGACGCCCACUGUCAGUGUGUGCAGACUCACUUUGCCUUUGCCGACAAUAGACAAACCCUUAUCCUCACCAAGCUGGACUCAGAGGAGUCUGGGUAUUACCGCUGCAGGGUCAGGGACGACUACGAUGACUCUGGGCCUUGGGUGGGGAGUAUAGCUGUGCUGGUCCAUUAUGAAGACAGGAGCCUUAACUCCAUGCCUCAAGCAACUCCUUCCACUGAAACAACACCAAAGGCGUUCACGAGCAUGACAGAGACGAUCGCCAUUGUGUUCUGCUGCUUCCUUCUUCUGAUGAUGGCAGUUGGCAUCGCCUGCAUUUACAGGAUGUUUGACCCAAAACAAGCUCGGCCACACAUCGAUAUGACAAAUCCUAACGCAAUUCCUCUGUCUGAGCCCUGGUCCCAGUCAGGAGAACAGCAGGCUGAGAAUUCCUCUACAGACUAUGACGUCUAGUUUCAGGUAAACCAACCACACACAAGGUAUAGGAGCCAAAUGCAAGAUGGAUGACGAAAGUAAGACUGACAGUAGGUGAGGAUGCUCUCUACUGUGCAGCGAUAGAGGAACACCAACAGUCUCUCAGGGAUGUAGUUGUUCCUGAGUACCCUCAGGAAGUAGAGUCUCUUUUGGGUCCUCGUUACUAGCUCAGCAGUGUGAUCUGCCCAGGUCAGGUCCUCGCUGACACAGAUGAUCACGUCAGACAAUCGACAAAGGAGGGAAAUCAGAAAACAAAUACAGGAUGUAAAACUAAGCGAGGUACACACACUCGCAAGAACUACCAAAUAAAUAGGAAACUAAAACAUGACACAGGGAAAGCAGAAAAACAGAGGAAACCAGAAAAUCGGAAGUAGAAGAAAAUAGAAACUUCUUUCCAACAAAGAGUAACCCAGGGGUCAAGAUCCAGGGGUCAUUCUUUACAGGUUUAAAAAAAAUAAAUAAAUAAAAACCCAGCUGGAAAAUCAUUAACUGUAGUUUGGUUCUAGUCAUAGAAAAUAGACACUAUAUUUAACUUCUAAUCAUCCAGUUAUAAAUGUUUUUUACAGGAGAAUCAUUUCUUAGUCAUUUACAAGAAAACUAUAGAUAAAAUAGGAACUUCCUUGUGGGGAAGUGCUCUGUUUAAAGCAGUGCUUCUCGAACGAAUGAUCCAGCCUCAUGAUCAAAAUUGAUGCUGAGUCAUUAUGUUGCCAGUUGUUGUAACACACAGUGUCUUCAUGCAGUAAAACAUGAAAUAAGUGCAACAUAAUGUGUGCGUAAUGGUGUUUCACAUUACACAAUAUGGUGAAAAGUAAAGGGAGAGAAUGCUAAGAGUGUCCUUCAAAAUAAAAGUUGUUUUACGCAGAUAUUUUUGAACCACACAUUUUGACCUUCUGCAUUCUUACUUUUGCUGAUCUACUACUUUUCCUCGAUUUUUUUUAAAAUUACAAUUGUAUGUAUUUUUCUCCACUUAAGUCAACAAGAAACUAAUGAACAAGAAAACAAAUAAUUUCUGCCUCUCUUCUGCCUUUAGUGUAACACAGGAGGAGGAGGAGGAAGAACCAUCGCCUUUUCACCAAUAUUAUUAUAU
Molecule: messenger RNA, 3070 nt
Organism: Solea senegalensis (Senegalese sole)
Lineage: Eukaryota; Metazoa; Chordata; Actinopteri; Pleuronectiformes; Soleidae
Product: Fc receptor-like protein 5
Exons: 10
Coding region: 439-1962 (507 amino acids)
Biological process (GO): cell-cell adhesion
Cellular component (GO): cell-cell junction
Molecular function (GO): cell adhesion molecule binding
Source: RefSeq, a predicted model, not a curated record